CUCUCUCUCCUUAAGCUGGCAGAACCCGUAGAAUUCAGUGACACCAUCCAGCCCGCUUGCCUGCCCCCUGCUGAUGUCAUCCUUGAAAACAACGUUGGCUGCUUCGUCACCGGCUGGGGGAACCUCCAGACGAACGGAGUUGGCGCAGACGCCUUGCAGCAAGGUCUUCUCCUGGUUGUGGACCACGACACGUGCACUCAGCGUGAUUGGUGGGGAAAUACCGUGAAGACCAACAUGAUCUGCGCUGGAGGGGACGGCAUCGUGUCAUCCUGCUAUGGCGACGACUCCGGCGGACCGCUGAACUGUCAGAACGCACAGGCGACUGGGAGGUUCAUGGGGUCGUUAGCUUCGGAUCAUCGCUGGGAUGCAACUACUACAAGAAGCCCUCCGUCUUCACCAGAGUCUCCGAAUAUAACAGCUGGAUCAGCACGGUUCGUACCUAUUGCUAAGAGGUCCAUGUAUAUAAAAUUUGCAUCAAUCAGUUCGCAGAGAUCCAAGGCUUCAGAGUCAUUUGCUUUCUGCGUUUUUUUGUCUGGAGGAUCCUCAGCGCCAUCUAGUGGUAGCAAUGGGGGAUUUUCCUGGAGUAAAUGCCACGUUAUUGACGCUAGAUGGCGCUGA
Staurois parvus is the source of this 618-nucleotide messenger RNA. Lineage: Eukaryota; Metazoa; Chordata; Amphibia; Anura; Ranidae. The record is from the annotation of a GenBank genome assembly.